This is a messenger RNA of Myotis myotis, 2041 nucleotides long. RefSeq names its product CD207 molecule (gene CD207). The coding region runs from base 54 to 1094 and encodes 346 amino acids. The record is from RefSeq and is a predicted model, not a curated record. The transcript is spliced from 6 exons. NCBI's taxonomy places the organism in Eukaryota, Metazoa, Chordata, Mammalia, Chiroptera, Vespertilionidae. Gene Ontology annotation, molecular function: signaling receptor activity.
CCUUGGUGAGAGAGCUGGCCAGAAGCACCUGUAUGCAGGGGUAAGAGUGCAGGAUGAAGGCUGCAGAGAGUGAGAUCCCUGAUGCUCACUUCACUGUAGAUAAACAGAACAUCUCCCUCUGGCCCCGAGAGCCUCCUCCCAAGAUGGGUUCGUCUCCAGUUCUGAGGAAACCUUGCACGGUCCGUGCUGCCUUCGUCAUCCUGACGCUGGUCCUGCUCGCCUCUGUCGUGCUGCAGGCCAUUCUCUAUCCCUGGUUUAUGGGCACACUAUCAGAUAUAAAGACCAAUGCCCAGUUGCUGAACAGUCGUGUGGACAACAUCAGCACCCUGAGUUCUGAAAUUAAGAGGAAUAGAGGCGGCGUGAAGGCAGCUGGCAUUCAGGUCCAGAUGGUGAAUGCUAGCCUGGAUCAUGUGCAUUCUCAGAUCCGGAGGCUGGAAACCGGUAUGAAGGCAGUCAAUGCACAGAUCCAGAUGUUAACAAGAAGUUGGGAGGAAGUCUACAGUUUAAAUGCCCAGCUCCCAGAAUUAAAAAGAGAUUUGGAUAAAGCCAGCGCAUUAAAUGCAAAGGUUCGAGGACUCCAGAGCAGUUUGGAGAGUAUCAGCAAGUUACUCAAACAACAAGCCAGCACCCAGAGAAAGGAACACCAGUGUUCACCUUUCACCUGUUCUCCAGAUGACAUUCUACAGAUGGUUUAUCAAGGCUGGAAGUACUUCAAGGAGAACUUCUAUUACUUUUCUCAUGUCCCAAAGACCUGGUAUAGCGCCCAGCAGUUCUGUGUGUCCAGGAAUUCACAACUGACUUCAGUGACCUCAGAAAGUGAGCAGGAGUUUUUGUACAAGACAGCAGGCGGACUUUUCUACUGGAUUGGCCUGACCAAAGCAGGGACUGAUGGGGACUGGUACUGGGUGGAUGAGACUCCAUUCAACAAGGUCCAGAGUAUGAAGUUCUGGAUUCCAGGUGAGCCCAACAAUUUGGGGAACAAUGAACACUGUGCCAAUUUAAAGAUGUCCUCACUUCAGUCAUGGAAUGAUUCCCCCUGUGACCAUCCGUUCCUUUUCAUCUGUAAACGUCGCUAUAUUCCAUCAGAACCAUGACAGGACUGACUUCCAAGUUGGCACUUUGAGCCUCAGUGCUUGUCCAAACUCAAGGAAGUGCCACUUGUCCUCCACACUCCAAGGUGACUUUGCACCUUAACUUCCCUUGCUUCAAAAGUGUCCCUUUGCACCUGGAGUCCAUCUGCCUUGGCUGGAAGUUCUUCGACCCCAUAGAGGGAGCUGGAAUGGAAAGAUCUUGGGUUAAAAUGGGAGGGGAAGGUGAAGAAGAUUUAGAAAUUCAAACUGCCUCAGUAGAUGGAUCAGGACCCAUAAUUUGGGGCACCCCCUGGGGUUUUGCUUCUUCUUGGCUGAGCUAGGUAAUGUGUGUGCGUGUGCGUGUGUGUGUGUGUGUGUGUGUGUGUGUGUGUGUGUGUAUACCUAGUUAUUUUUUGAAAAAAGUAUUGUGCCUGCAAUAUGGUGACAGGACUUGAGGGAGAUCAGAGUAGAGGCAGGGAGAGCUGUUGGAAGAUAAUUGAGUCCCUUCAGAGAAGCCUCAGUUUCAUCACAUGGAAGCUGCUUCAGAUGCCCAAGGAUUCUGCUACUGAUAGCCAGCAGCUUUCCAGUGGACCCCCCAAAUUCCCAGUUGCCUGCUCAGAGGGCCGUGUUCUUUGGGAAGACUCUGCUCUUGGGGAUCCUGUCCGUGCCAUGGCCCCAUCACCCUCUUCAUCGACAUCCUCUGAGGUCUGAACCCCUUCUUCCCUGGGACAGGCUCAACUGGUUCAGAUCAGGGGCUGACAGGGAGACAUGUUUCCUUUGGAGCUGGACCAGCAUCGGGUGGUCCUUUCCAUCCCUCUCACUCGGUAAACUCUGAGGCCCUCUGUCUCGCCGUCCUGCACCUCCCCUUUUUUCUGCAUUUCUUCUCUUCCCAUGCAAAGGAAGUGGCCCUCAGUACCUGAAGAGUUCACCUCCAAGCUUCAUUAGAAUAAAAUGCUGCCUGGGUAAAGGCC